Messenger RNA from Acanthoscelides obtectus, 375 nucleotides. The record is from the annotation of a GenBank genome assembly. NCBI's taxonomy places the organism in Eukaryota, Metazoa, Arthropoda, Insecta, Coleoptera, Chrysomelidae.
AUGUUACAACAGCUUUAUGAUCCUGAAAAUGGAUUUCAGGGCGACAAAAUAAUAUUUCUGCGGAAUUUCGGCGCUCUUGUUUUGGCACUGGCACAACUUUAUGUGUUUUUCUGGUUCGCCAACGAAGUCAUCCUGGAGAGUUUAGCAAUAUCGGAUGUAAUAUAUAACGAGUCGAACUGGAUCACGUACAGCAAAGCCAAUAAGAUGCUCCUGGUAAUGGUAUUGCAAAGAUCGCACAGGAAUUUCGCACUAAAGGCGGCUGCUAUUGGAGAAAUGUCAAUUUCAACGUUUACAAAGAUAUUGAGGCUUUGCUACUCCAUAACAACGUUCUUCAUGACAGCUUAUGACCUGAAAGGGGAGGAAGCCAUGUAAAGC